Molecule: messenger RNA, 1794 nt
Organism: Lachancea meyersii CBS 8951
Lineage: Eukaryota; Fungi; Ascomycota; Saccharomycetes; Saccharomycetales; Saccharomycetaceae
Source: the annotation of a GenBank genome assembly
AUGGUGCAAGAACAGCCUCAGGUAGACGUUGCGGGACCAGAUGAGGUGUCACCAUUACUGGUACCCGACUUAGAGGGCUUGGAGACGGCUGUGGAGCAUACAGGGGAAGCAAUAUUUGAGCAAACAGUCGAUGAGCCCGACACCAAUGAAGCGCGAUGGUUCAAGGAAAAUCAGUUGCACCAUUCGCAUCUUGGAUGGCGUAAACCAGGCGUGAAGAUCCUUUGUUUUGCAAUCGGACUGGUCACGAUUACAGAAAGCUUAGUGAUUUCGCCCACGAUCGUUAUGUCAGUCAAAAAGAUCUGCGAAGUGUCGUCGCAGGAUGGAGUUUGCGACAUGCCACAGGCCCAAAAGGAGUUUUCUACAAUCCAAUCCACACAGCUGUUGCUGUCUGGAAUCAUAGGCACGCUUUUGGCGGGUAAGUUGGGCGAGCUUUCGGAUAGAGUGGGCAGGAAGCCCAUUCUGCAAUACAUUGGGUUCGUGCGAAUGCUGUCCAUCGCGUCUGUGCUGUACACGAUAUUGCCCCGUACGCCGUUUUCCAGGACCGGCAUGGUGCUAGCCAAUAGCGUCAUGUCCACCUCUGGCGGAUUGUUGGUUCUCAUUUCCACGGGGAACAGCUACAUUGCGGACUGUACCGAACCAGCGUCGCGCACCUUGGCUAUCAGUUAUCUGAUGAGUACGAUUUACGGAACCAUGGGUACCGGGCCGCUGAUCGGGUCUGCAGUGGUCAAGCUGUCCAACAACAACAACUAUGCGCCGUUCUUCGUCGCGCUCGCCGUGCUUGUGGGGUACACCUUGUUUGUUACCCUUGGUUUGACAGAGUCUCGCCAUGCGCAGGCGCUCACAGACAGCCAGACCAAGUUUCGGGACCGCCGUCGCAGUUUCGAAAGCAUUUUGUCCAACAACUCUGCCAGCACUGUUAACAACCGCAGUCGUUACCACUUUGUCAUGUUUUUGGACCUGCUUUCGCCUCUUAAGAAGUUGUGGCUGCCACCAUCCGUCCACGGCUCUUACGUGGCUCGACGCAGCGUGCUAACGCUGGUAGCAAUGGAUGCAUCUUUUAUGGUGUCGACUGCGGCCAUGGUUGGUCCUCUGGUGCUAUACAGCUCUUACAAGUACAACUGGGGCUCCGUAACGCUAGGGUACUUUAUCUCGCUUGUGGGAAUUGGCAGGACGAUUGUUCUUCUGGUUCUGUCUCCUUUGCUGCUUGUAUGGCUUAAGAAACGGCACACCCGGCUCGACAACUCGAUUGAUUCAAUUGAUCUGAUUUCUAUGCGCAUAGCAAUGGUCGCCGUGGUGCUGUCGAUAGGUGUGGCCGCAUGGGGCGACCAACGUGGGUACUCGAUGAUUCUUUUCGCUUUUUUUCAGGACCUCAGUGCAAUUUUCUCGCCCACGGUGCAGGCGACCGUGGUGAAGUACUGUUCGAAGUCUUCGCUGGGCGAAGUUUUCGGCGCCAUUGCGCUGGUUCGGAGUGCCACCAUGCUGAUCUUCCCACCGAUUUUCUUCCAAAUCUACGGCCACACUGUCAAGAAACAGCCCAAGAUAUUCAUGAUUUUGCCAUUUUGUUCUGCGAUUUUCUCCGUAGCUCUGUCCUAUAUGCUAGACGUUGUCACCGACUGCGAGAUUUUGCGUAGGCCAUCACAAAUCUCGCUCAGACCGGCUUCUGCGGGCUCCGAUGCCGUGUCUGUGAAGCCCGGUGACAGACGGGCGUCUACGUCGCAAACGUUGCGCGUGCCUACAUCUAGAAACGGAGAGUCCGCUCCAAGUACAAGAAUGUCGGGCUCAGUAGGCAAUUAA